CCGAGAUAGUCCACACGGGCAACGGAUAUGCGAAUGGAUUUCGAGUUACUUGGAGUAGAGCACGAUACUCUGCUUGGCGCCUUCGCCGACACCUCGGGCCUGUCAGCUCUGAGCGACACGUCUUCCUCCACAAUAACGCCCGAGAACCGACCCGACGCAUAUCCGAAGUCAAAGUAGAACUUACGGAAAAGAAGCAGGGCACCUCGGAAC
Molecule: messenger RNA, 210 nt
Organism: Trichoderma atroviride IMI 206040
Lineage: Eukaryota; Fungi; Ascomycota; Sordariomycetes; Hypocreales; Hypocreaceae
Source: RefSeq, a predicted model, not a curated record